This is a messenger RNA of Phycodurus eques (leafy seadragon), 2111 nucleotides long. RefSeq names its product transforming growth factor beta-1-induced transcript 1 protein-like. The transcript has 12 exons. Lineage: Eukaryota; Metazoa; Chordata; Actinopteri; Syngnathiformes; Syngnathidae. The record is from RefSeq and is a predicted model, not a curated record. Bases 10 to 1575 code for a protein of 521 amino acids.
UAACGGUGCAUGAGAAGUUAUUGCAGCCAGACAAUAGCGCCAGUCCGUAUUACACACACGCACACGCGCGCACACGUGCACGCACACACAGGAUCCAAGCUGGGGUGUUCCACCAUGGAGGAUUUGGGAGUGCCUGAGCCACUUAACUACCCUCUCAGUCCUCGUAUUGUUGUCUUUGACGCCCUCCUCGCUGAUUUGGAGAACACCGGCUCCCCUCUCGCCCGUUGCCCGGUCCUCCUAACAUCAGAUCCGCCAAUACACGCCGAUCCGGCCGAGCAGGACCCUGCCGAGGCCCGGCCGCCGCCACCCGCCUACACCCCGCAGCAGACAGUUUCCGCCGCCAUGAAGACCUCCCAAAAUUCCAACCCAGACAAACUGUACAGCACAGUGUGUAAAUCCCGCUCUCCCCGCUCAGCUGAUCCUCCUCCUCCCCCUCCUCCUCCAGCCUUCUCCUCCUCAUCACUACUCGGAGGAGGUCUGAGUGAACUGGACCAUCUGCUGCAGGAGCUGAACGCCACGCAGUUCAACAUCACAGAUGAGAUCCUGGCCCAGUUUCCCACUUCUAAAGAUGACAAAAUAAAAGAUAAGGACUACACCGUUUCCAACUCCGCAAAACCUUCAGCGACAUCCGCCACGCUGGAGUUGGACAAACUCAUGGCGUCUCUCUCCGACUUCCGUGUUCAAAGCACACCGGCUGUGGCUGUCAGUCCGGUGAUUACGACAACAACAGCAACAACGGCAGCAAUAACACCGCAGCAGCAGCAGCCGGUCUCUCCACGAGCUUCAUCGGGCGGCUCGUUGGACAGCAUGCUGGGGCUCCUCCAAUCGGACUUGAGCCGACAAGGGGUUCAAACAUCCUCCAAAGGAAACUGUUCAGCCUGUCAGAAACCGGUCGUGGGACAGGUGGUGACGGCCCUGGGCAAGGUGUGGCACCCCGAGCACUUUGUGUGCACAGAAUGCGAAACAGAGUUGGGCAGCCGCAACUUCUUCGAGAAGGACGGGCGGCCGUACUGCGAGUCCGACUACUUCGCGCUCUUUUCCCCUCACUGCGCGCACUGCAACAAGCCCAUACUAAAUAAAAUGGUGACGGCCUUGGACAAGAACUGGCACCCCGAGUGUUUCUGCUGCGUCAAGUGCGGCCGCACGUUUGGCGAGGAAGGCUUCCACGACCGCGAGGGCCAGCAGUACUGCCAGCAGUGCUUCCUGACUUUGUUCGCCUCUCGCUGUCAGGGCUGCAGCCAGCCCAUCCUGGAAAACUACAUCUCAGCCCUCAACUCUCUGUGGCACCCACAGUGUUUCGUAUGCAGGGAGUGUUACAGCCCCUUCGUCAACGGCAGCUUCUUCGAGCACGAGGGCAAGCCGCUGUGCGAGGCCCACUACCAUCAGUCGCGGGGCAGCGUGUGCCAGGCGUGCCAGCAGCCCAUCCUGGGUCGCUGCGUCACCGCCAUGGGGGCCAAGUUCCACCCCCACCACCUGGUGUGCCACUUCUGCCUGAAGCCGUUGAGCAAAGGCUGCUUCAAGGAGCAGGAGAACAAGCCCUACUGCCACCCGUGCUUCAUCAAGCUCUUCGGCUGAGGAUACGGACGACCUCCUCCUCCUCCCUUGUUGUUUUAUUUGUAUUUUUUUAUUUCAUACUACGGCAAUGAGGGUGGAGCUGGUCUCUUUCUUGUUUUUUUUUUUAAAAGGGUACAGUGAACCCCUGCUAAUCACAUGGGAUCGGGAACGAGCCUCGAUUGAAUGACAUCCCCCAAAAGGGUUGAUAAUUUCCCAUGAAUGCCAUAAAAUGGUGGCAAAACACGAAGCUCCGCAAUUCACUUCAACAUUGUUCCAUGGCACCAAGAUGCCAUCAAAGCACUACAUGAAGGUCCUCAUCUUGCUUCAACAUCGUUCUUUGGCAACAAGAGGGCGCCAAUGCACUACAUGAAGUGCCUCAAUUCACUUCAACCUAGUUCCUUGUCACCAAGAUGCCACAAGAUGGCAGCCGUGCACUACAUAAAGAUCCUCAACUCGCUUCAACGUCAUUUCUUGGCAUCAAGAGGCCAAAAGGUGACGCCAGAGCAAUACUUUUAUAUUUGACAGUGCUUUGGCCCAACCACAAAAAAGUCUGUAAA